AUGAAAGCUUUCAUUUGCAGCGCUUGGCUGAAGCCAACAGAACAUGAAGUUGUGGAGCGUGUCAAUAGACGUCUUGAUUUGGCAACCAACCUUGAAAUGGAAACUGCCGAAGAACUUCAGGUAGGUCCAGCCCGAAAUUUCGUAGAUUUACCAAUCUGUGCGUUUGUUGAUAACAAUUUUAAGACUCAAAUCCGUCUACUUGAAUUUUGGUCUCGGUAUUCAUACUCGAGAGUUUCGAAUCAACUGUUCUCAAAGUCCUAUUUUCACUUUUUUUACCAAAUCACUUAA
Molecule: messenger RNA, 288 nt
Organism: Gongylonema pulchrum
Lineage: Eukaryota; Metazoa; Nematoda; Chromadorea; Rhabditida; Gongylonematidae
Source: the annotation of a GenBank genome assembly